AAGAAAUUGCGUGUACUUUAAUUAAUGAAGUUGUUUAAUUGAAUAGUUUUUUUAACGAAUUUGUGAUUAUCGUAUCGUUACAGUAGUUUGGUUUUAAGACGAUUACGUGAUGAGUCAUCGAAUUGUGUGUGAAGACAACAAAUGAGUCUCAAAGGCAACUGAGUAACAACGACAACUGAAAUAUUACAAAAUUCUCAGUGAACUUUUGUGGUUACGCACGAACGGUAGUGAUUCCAUAAUGAUUCCAAAUUCUAUGUGAUUCAAACAUAAAAACCAAGCUACCACUAAAUAGCGUGUUGUUAUGAAGUUAUUUCAUAGAUCUGUGACGUCAUCUUGACAUUUAAGUUUCGUAGUUUUUGUGUUUUUUUUUUGGAUUCGCUCGACUUUUUUUUAUUUUUUAAAAACAUUUUACAACAAAAAUCACUUAGUGCGCUUAAAGCAGGUACAAACUACGUCGACCAUUUGCUGCUGCUUGCAUUUGAUAAGUCAACAUAAUUUUGUCGAUGAUAUCUGAUUGCAGUGACAUCAAAACAUGUUAUCAUAUUCUAUAUUGGCACCAGCAUAAAAUUUCGUUUAAGUGAUUAUUCGGCGAAACAAGUUGAGUUUGAAGAAAAAAUAAUAAAGCAGACAAAAUUUCACGAAGAAGUUUCGCAAGUUCAGCUAAAAAAAGAAACAAAAAAAGGAAAUCGUGAAACGUAACUAAUAAAUAAAUAUAAAAUAAAAAAGAAGAGAAUUUCAUAAAAAUGGGCUCAAUAUUAGCUAAAGGAAAUGACAAUUUAAACAACAACAAUGGAAAUGAUCGCCACGAUAUAUUCAUGGAUUGUCAUAGUGACAUCAUGGCCUCACCGUCGUCGACAUUAAUCUCAAAUCACAUUCGACAGCCGAGCAUUCGAAGCAGAAACCUUCAGCCAAUGCCAAAUGCUUCAGAGCUUGAUCGGAGAUUCGCGAAAGUAUUGCAAUCGAUGGAUUUACCACCUGAUAAGGCAAAAUUGUUGAAGAAUUAUGAUAAUGAGAAGAAAUGGGACAUCAUUUGUGAUCAGGAAAUGGUGCAAGCAAAAGAUCCUCCAUCACAUUAUUUAACAAAAUUGAGAACAUAUCUCGAUCCAAAAGCAUCGCGAAGUCAUCGGAAACGUAAAAUUGUGGGUGAGUCAACAUCAACGCAAGUUCUUCGUGAUCUUGAGAUUUCACUUCGUACGAAUCAUAUUGAGUGGGUGAAAGAGUUUCUGGAUGAUCAAAAUCAAGGAUUAGAUGCACUCGUCGACUACCUCAGCUUCCGAUUACAAAUGAUGCGAUAUGAACAGCAAAUACAAGACAGUCUCGAUGAUUCACAUGAACGAUUGUCGAGUGAACCUUUAAGAAAUAGCACAGGAAAUAUCAACAAUAACAACAAUAAUAACAAUACAAGCAACAGUCCACACAGUUCAUCACAAAAUCGUCUAACGAUGAUUUCAACAUCGACUCGUCCGGAAUUGAAUGAAAUGUUGAGUAGUCCAAGCACAAAACGAAGAUCACGACACAUUCAGAAGCUUAACAUGGGAACGACGACCGAUGACAUUCAUGUUGGUAUCAUGUGCUUACGUGCCAUAAUGAACAACAAAUACGGAUUUAAUAUGGUCAUUCAACAUCGUGAAGCCAUCAAUUGCAUUGCACUUAGUCUCAUUCACAAAUCGUUGAGAACGAAAGCUUUGGUAUUGGAACUUCUUGCUGCCAUUUGUCUUGUGAAAGGUGGACAUGAAAUCAUAUUAUGUGCCUUUGAUAACUUUAAGAAAGUGACUGGUGAAACGAAAAGAUUUGAGACACUUCUCGACAUGUUCAUCAACUACGAAGUGUUUAAAGUUGACUUUAUGGUUGCAUGUAUGCAGUUUAUGAACAUUGUUGUUCAUUCUGUUGAGGAUAUCAAUUAUCGUGUUCAUCUGCAAUAUGAAUUUACGGCACUUGGACUAGACGAUUAUCUUGAGAAACUCAGAUUAACCGAAUCUGAAGAGCUUCAGGUUCAAAUUUCAGCUUAUCUUGAUAAUGUGUUCGAUGUGUCAGCUUUGAUGGAAGAUAGCAUCACGAAAACAGCAGCUUUGGAGAGAAUAAACGAACUGGAAGAUGAUUUAGGACGUGCCAGUGAUAGAAUCGCUGAGAUUGAACGAGAAACUGCAUUCAACAUUGCCAAUCUUCAAACAGAGUUGCAAAGAGUUCGAAUGGAACGCGAUGAGUUGCUUCAGAAGCAACAAAUGUUUGACGAUGAAGUCAAUAAAUUGAGAAUGAUGGUUCAGAAACACGAACAAGAAUCAAAGUCAAGAGAAUCAAUGUUACUUGAAUUGGAGAACUUCUCAAAGACAUUGCCGAAAGGAACGUCAUGGCAAGAUGUGUCAAAUCUUCUUGCAAAGGGAGGAAAAUUAAGUGACAUAAGUCCAAGACAUGAAUCAACAACAAAAACGACAACAGAAGUCAAAGUGAAUCCUAGUCCUGCUGCACCAGCACCACCUCCACCUCCUUUACCCAAUGCAACAAAAUCCCCACCACUUGCACCUCCAGCGCCACCAAAACCAAAUAGCAGCAACAUUCCACCCCCACCCAUGCCAGGCAUGAUGCAAGCUCCACAUGGUGCAAUGACAAUUAAAAGAAAAGUUCAAACAAAAUAUAAAUUGCCAACACUUAAUUGGCAAGCACUGAAGCCGAAUCAAGUGCGUGGCACAAUCUUCAAUGAACUUGACGAUGAAAAGCUUCACAAAACAAUCGACUUUGUUGACUUUGAAGAGAAGUUUAAGAUUGGAAUUGGAAUUGGGGCACUUGCAUCGUCAGAACUUGAUGGUUUAGCGAGAGAUUUCUCAAGCAAAAGAUUUAAGAAGCCUGAAAACAUUUCACUUUUGGAGCAUACAAGAUUAAGGAAUAUUGCAAUUUCUCGUCGAAAACUUGAAAUGAGUUAUGAAGCAGUCAUUAAAGCAAUUAAUAAUUUAGACUUGAAGACGCUGUCACUUGAGAAUGUUGAAUUGUUACAGAAAAUGAUUCCAACCGAGCAAGAGACGAAGCUUUAUAAAGAUUUUGUGAUUGAGAAGAAGAACAUAAAUCUACUGACGGAAGAAGACAAAUUCAUGUUGAAUCUCACAAAAGUUGAAAGAAUUGCUUCGAAGUUAUCGAUUAUGAAUUACAUGGGAAAUUUCUUUGAUAGCAUUCAUCUCAUAAGUCCGCAAAUCUACUCAAUUAUUUCCGCUUCAACGUCGGUUAAAUCAUCAAAGAAGUUCAAAGCACUGUUGGAAGUGAUUUUAGCAUUUGGGAAUUAUUUGAACAGUAGUAAACGUGGGCCCGCUUAUGGUUUUAGAUUGCAAAGUCUGGAUACCUUGCUGGACACAAAAUCAACUGAUAAGAAAAUUUCUUUGCUUCAUUACAUCGUCGCAACAAUUCGACAGAAAUUCCCCGACUUACUCAACUUUGAUUCAGAGCUUUUUUGCAUUGAUAAAGCAUCACAAGUGUCGCUUGAGAAUGUCAUCACUGACGUUAGUGAGCUGGAGAAGGGAAUGGAUGUUGUUCGAAAGGAAGUUGAACAGCGUGGCAAAAACACUCAAAAUCUCGUACUGAAAGAUUUUCUCACAAAUUCUGAAGAAAAAUUAAAGAAAAUUAGCGCCGAUACAAAAGUAGCACAACAAAGCUUUAAAGAAUGUCUUGAAUUUUUCGGUGAAUCCUCUAGAAAUCCAGAUGCAAAUGCAUUCUUCUCCCUCUUGGUUCGUUUUGUCAAAGCCUUUAAGACAAUCGAUCAAGAGAAUGAACAACGACGUCGUCUCGAACAAGCUGUCGCUCUUGCAGCAAGCAAAAAAGAAGAUGAAGCUCAGGUGAUGUUAAGAAAUAAAACAAAUCAAAAGAAGCAACAGGAUGCUGUUAUAUCUGAGUUGAAACAACAAACAAAUGCCAUUCGAGAGAAGAAGUUGUUGCAACAAGAAGACGUUUACAAUGGUGCAUUAGAAGACAUUCUGCUAGGAUUGAAGUCUGAGCCAUAUCGAAGAGCAGAUGCUGUAAGGAGAAGUCAAAGGAGAAGGAUUGACAGUAAUCGAUAUUCAAGAUCUUUGGAAGAAGAUUUUUAGAAAAGCAAAAAUUGAGAGAGAAAAGCUUAAAAGACAAAUUUUUAUUAUUAUUUUUCCAUUUUCUUCAUGUAUUGAUUACAACAAAGAGAAAUGUUUUCAAUUAUUAAUAAUUUCUUACCUUUUGUCGAAUAGUAAAAACAAAAACAACAUGCAAUAAUCUCAUAAAAGCUUUUAAGUUAUUUCCUAAAUAGUUUAAGCAUCUUAGUGUGCGAUAAAAGAAAAGAAAAAGGAUGAAAAAUUUCUACGCUAAAGCGAUUAGGAAAGCCAAUUUUCACAUUUACAUUUCCAUUUAUCAACCUUUUUUCUUUUCUUUUCUUUAUUUUCUGAUGGAACGAUAGCGGAAAGCAUGAAACGCGGAUAUAUAAAAGAAAAUAAUAGAAAUCUAUUCUGCUAAGUUGUUGUUAUGGAAUUGAAGCAACCACCAUUAGAAAAGAUGUUUAAUGUUUUAAAACUAUUUGCAUAAAAGCACAAACUUUCUUCUUUUGAAAGAAGAUUCGCUUGUCGAUGUCAAAUGCAAUCAAAAUAAAAAUAUAAAAUAAAAUAAAAUUCUUUCAAAAAGUGAUUCAACAUUGAUGAGUUUAG
Molecule: messenger RNA, 4649 nt
Organism: Clunio marinus
Lineage: Eukaryota; Metazoa; Arthropoda; Insecta; Diptera; Chironomidae
Source: the annotation of a GenBank genome assembly